AUGCCCUUGUGAGAGUCAUAGCAACUGGCUGGAAGCCAAUUUGAAGAUAAUUGCAUUUGCUCAAUAUGUAUUUGCUCUACGUUUUGCAUACAGGCUCCUCUCAUUCUGUUUCUAUAAGUUCAAGAAAAAAUCAGUCUGCAACUCUGGCAUGCUCCCGUGGUGAUUGAAUAAGACACACAAGAAAGACAACGUUUCGAUCCAAGUUGGAUCUUUGUCAGGUUAGCCCGAAACAUUGUAUUUUUUGUGUGUCUAAUUAAAUCACUAUAGGAGCAUGCCAGAUUUGCAGACAUUUUAUUUGAUAAGUUCUUCUGUCCUGUUGGAUGCGGAUGUGCAUAUUUUUACAUUUGUUCUCUCUAUAAGUUACCAUACAUGAGAAUUUCAUCUGUUGCUGCCCCUAAAACAACCAAAUGGACAAAACUGGGCAAAUCUGGUUGAAAUUGUCAUAAUAACCAGUUUUGUCCACUGGAAAAAUAUGUGAUACAAUGUCCGGUAUACAUCACAACAACCUCUCAAUAAUGAAAAGCUGUGCAAAGGCCAUGGUCUAGAAGUGGUCAAACACCCAGUGCUGUCACAUUCAUGCCUCCCCACCGGAGAUCGGGGUUCAAUCCCUGCAUCCUCCUUUCCUCCCCAUCUACUAGUCUAAAGAAAGCAUAGAAAUACUGUUAGUCUAAAUAAAUACAAAAUAAUAAUAGAAAGCUUGGGUAGCAUUGAUCUGCUGGUAGAGUAGGCCCUGUGUGUUGAAAUAACUGACCUUCUUAUUCAAAAUGAAGGCUUCACUGAAAUAACCCCAUUCUUUGAUGAAAAGAUUAUGAAGUUCUGAUGACAAACAAAUGAUUCGAUGUGGUCAUCUGGCAAAAAUGAAAACCGACCCUCAGUUAAGUCCACCCACACAUGCACCCAAGCAUGCACACAAACAUAGUUCCUCCUUAGUUCUGACCCCCACUCUCUCUGCCCUCUCUACCCUAGGGAGGAGGCUCCAUGCUGGGUGUCGGUGGAGCAGUGCCCUUUCGUCCUGGGUCUUAGCAGUGAGAAUGCAGAGCUGGUCCUGGACACCUGUGUUCAGGUCACAGAAGGCAUGAAGACCAGAAGGAGACAACUCUUCCUCUUCAGCGACGUGAUCGUUAUCGCCAAGCUCAAGUAAGAUAUGGAACAUAAUAAGCACACACACCAACACAUAUGCAUACAGCCUGCAUAGCAACUCACAAAAACACCCACACACACGCCACAUACAGUGGGGAAAAAAAGUUUUUAGUCAGCCACCAAUUGUGCAAGUUCUCCCACUUAAAAAGAUGAGAGAGGCCUGUAAUUUUCAUCAUAGGUACACGUCAACUAUGACAGACAAAUUGAGAAAAUAAAAUCCAGAAAAUCACAUUGUAAGAUUUUUAAUGAAUUUAUUUGCAAAUUAUGGUGGAAAAUAAGUAUUUGGUCACCUACAAACAAGCAAGAUUUCUGGCUCUCACAGACCUGUAACUUCUUCUUUAAGAGGCUCCUCUGUCCUCCACUCGUUACCUGUAUUAAUGGCACCUGUUUGAACUUGUUAUCAGUAUAAAAGACACUUGUCCACAAGCUCAAACAGUCACACUCCAAACUCCACUAUGGCCAAGACCAAAGAGCUGUCAAAGGACACCAGAAACAAAAUUGUAGACCUGCACCAGGCUCGGAAGACUGAAUCUGCAAUAGGUAAGCAGCUUGGUUUGAAGAAAUCAACUGUGGGAGCAAUUAUUAGGAAAUGGAAGACAUACAAGACCACUGAUAAUCUCCCUCGAUCUGGGGCACCACGCAAGUUCUCACCCCGUGGGGUCAAAAUGAUCACAAGAACGGUGAGCAAAAAUCCCAGAACCACACGGGGGGACCUAGUGAAUGACCUGCAGAGAGCUGGGACCAAAGUAACAAAGCCUACCAUCAGUAACACACUACGCCGCCAGGGACUCAAAUCCUGCAGUGCCAGACGUGUCCCCCUGCUUAAGCCAGUACAUGUCCAGGCCCGUCUGAAGUUUGCUAGAGUGCAUUUGGAUGAUCCAGAAGAGGAUUGGGAGAAUGUCAUAUGGUCAGAUGAAACCAAAAUAGAACUUUUUGGUAAAAACUCAACUCGUCGUGUUUGGAGGACAAAGAAUGCUGAGUUGCAUCCAAAGAACACCAUACCUACUGUGAAGCAUGGGGGUGGAAACAUCAUGCUUUGGGGCUGUUUUUCUGCAAAGGGACCAGGACGACUGAUCCGUGUAAAGGAAAGAAUGAAUGGGGCCAUGUAUCGUGAGAUUUUGAGUGAAAACCUCCUUCCAUCAGCAAGGGCAUUGAAGAUGAAACGUGGCUGGGUCUUUCAGCAUGACAAUGAUCCCAAACACACCACCCGGGCAACGAAGGAGUGGCUUCGUAAGAAGCAUUUCAAGGUCCUGGAGUGGCCUAGCCAGUCUCCAGUUCUCAACCCCAUAGAAAAUCUUUGGAGGGAGUUGAAAGUCUGUGUUGCCCAGCGACAGCCCCAAAACAUCACUGCUCUAGAGGAGAUCUGCAUGGAGGAAUGGGCCAAAAUACCAGCAACAGUGUGUGAAAACCUUGUGAAGACUUACAGAAAACGUUUGACCUGUGUCAUUGCCAACAAAGGGUAUAUAACAAAGUGUUGAGAAACUUUUGUUAUUGACCAAAUACUUAUUUUCCACCAUAAUUUGCAAAUAAAUUCAUAAAAAAUCCUACAAUGUGAUUCUCUGGAUUUUUUUUCUCAAUUUGUCUGUCAUAGUUGACGUGUACCUAUGAUGAAAAUUACAGGCCUCUCUCAUCUUUUUAAGUGGGAGAACAUGCACAAUUGGUGGCUGACUAAAUACUUUUUUUCCCCACUGUAGAUUGUCUGAGUUUCCGAGUUUUGCCUUCAUAGAACGGAACUGAUUAACUCCCCAAUGACAACCUAUCAUUAUAGAAAUGUACACUCACAUGGAAAGACACACCGAUAUACCUAUAGAUUGAAAUCUUUACCACUGACGUUUUAUCCCACUGCAGUUCUUUUUUAAAUAGAUAGUGCACAUUUAAGUCAGAGAGUUUUUUGUUUUCUUAUUAUAAGAUACUGACAGCAGGAAGCUUGUAGGUUAAACAGUACAGUAUGAAAGUAGAUUAGUCUGAUCUAAAUGUAGAUUCAGCUAAUGUAAAACGUGACGCUAACUAAGAUAACAUAUUCUGAAUCGUCUCUGUUUCAAAGAAGACAGUGGAAGCAAUCUUCUGGUCUUAAGUGGGAGUUUAAUCAAUCGCUCUGGUCUAUUGAGUGUAGGCAGGUUUUUUUCCUGUACUUUUGCUCACACUUUUCCAGCAGAGGCGCCACGAGUGGCUAAAUACAUUUGUGACUAAUGCAGUUCUCUUGUUCUGAAUAACACCUUAGGCCGAUUGUGUAAACACUUGUUCAUGGAUUGCCGAUUGUGUAAACACUAGUUCAUGGACUGCCGUGCCUUUCCUCAUUAACCUAAUACCCAUGAUCAUUCACUCACCGGUACACUUACGCAAGCUCCAUUUCCUCUCCCCAAAGUCCUUCACUCUCUCUUUCUAUCCCAUCACUCUCUCCCUCCUUCCCACCCUCCAUUGAUUCUGUGUUCCAAAUGGUAUUCUAUAUAGCCCAGCUCACAUGAAGGGAAUAGGGUGCCAGGUGCACUGGUUUGUGUCAAGAACUGCAACGCUGCCGGGUUUUUCACGCUCAACAGUUUCCCGUGUGUAUCAAGAAUGGUCCACCACCCAAAGAACAUCCAGCCAACUUGAUACAACUGUGGAAAGCAUUGGAGUCAACAUGGGCCAGCAUCCCUGUGGAGCGCGUUCGACACCUUGUAGAGUCCAUGCCCGACAAAUUGAGGCUGUUCUGACAGCACACUUGUGACUCAAGACAGAUCCUCAAUACAGUUGAUUCUUUACACAAUCACGUUCCCAUGACAAGGCCUACAGUAAGUGCAUGGGUCUGUGGAUCCACGCGCGACAAGGUGACAGUUUCAAUAUUGUAGCAAACCAAAAGUUGUGAACUAGGCCUUGAGAGAGUGCCUUCCUCCUCACAAGCUGACAGACAGGCAGACAGACACAGGAAGCUGACCAUGGAACACAAUGCAUCCUAAAGAGAUAGAAAUCAGAUCACUUCCUGUUUCUGAGUGAUAAGCAAUUAAUCACUGAUUUAGAAAUAGAUGACAAUAAUGAGGAAUACAUUAGCACCUUUAGCAACCAUUGGGAUAGAGAAGUGGAUCAUGCAGUAUUCUAGGCCUGAUGAGCUGAGAUACAGUCCUAGCCAGUCCUGAUGAAAACAUAAACUGACUCUCUAAAUCCUCAACCUGCUAGCCCUCAUAUACCAUCCAUGACCACAUAAUCAUCUCUCUCUCUCUCUCUCUCUCUCUCUCUCUCUCUCUCUCUCUCUCUCCCUCUCUCUCUCUCUCUCUCUCUCUCUCUCUCUCUCUCUCUCUCUCUCUCUCUCUCUCUCUCUCUCCCUUCUCCCCUCUCUCUCUCGCUCUCUCUCUCUCUCAUUUAGGUCCAGUGCUAGCUACCGUCUGAAGCACAGGGUGAGUCUGGAAGAUCUGUGGCUUUAUGGCUUUGAGGAUGAGCCCGAGGAGGAAGAGGGAGGAGGGGGAGAGAUUGACCUCAGGACGUCCCUCGUCUUGGCCUGGCCCCUUGCCUUCUGUGUGGUGUCCUUCCAGUGAGCAACAGUCAUCCUCUGUGUGCAUACAUGAGUGCAAACUCAUACAUGUGCACACACACACACAGACGCGCAGGCAGGCAGACACUCAGGCAGGCAGGUGUACACCUGGCCACACACACACGCAGGCACACACUCACACAGAUGGAAACAAGUUUAUUUUAACUCAAUGAGAGACAUCUCUCACUCAUCAUUCUCGACGUAGACAACAAAUAACAAGUCAAGUUUCUCUUUGUUUUCUCACUACUGACAUUACGAGUGGCGCAGUGGUCUAAGGCACUGCAUUGCAGUGCUAGCUGUGCCACUAGAGAUCUUGGUUCGAAUCCAGGCUCUGUCGUAACCGGCCGCGACCGGGAGACCCAUGGGGCGGCGCACAAUUGGCCCAGCGUCGUCCAGGGUAGGGGAGGGAAUGGCCGGCAGGGGUGUAGCUCAGUUGGUAGAGCAUGGCGUUUGCAACGCCAGGGUUGUGGGUUCGUUUCCCACGGGGGGCCAGUAUAAAAAAAAUAAAAAUAAAUGUAUGCACUCACUAACUGUAAGUCGCUCUGGAUAAGAGCGUCUGCUAAAUGACGUAAAUGUAAAUGUAAAUGUUAUUCUCUGAACAUCCAAAGGUUAAAGGUUAGAAAACUACACGGUUAGCCACUACUGAGCAGGAAGUCCAGCUUACUGGCAUUUCAGAGUAAAACUAUUACAGUGGGAGGAUAAUGGAGUCAACCUAACUCUAACAUUCAUAAUUCAAAUUCAUGAUUCAUAUGAACAGUUCCUUCAAGUAAAGUUUGACCCAUUUGGUUGUCCUGAGAUAUAUACUGUAUGUACAAACUAAAGACAGUAGUAUCCUAGGAUUGACCUAAAAAUAUAUUGAGUUUCUUAAAGGCCCAGUGUAGACAAAAACGUGAUUUUCCUGUGUUUUAUAUAUAUUGACACACUAUGAGGUUGGAAUAUUAUUGUGAAUUUGUGAAAAUCAUGAUAAUGCCCUUUUCGUGUAAGAGCUGUUUGAAAGGACCGCCUGAAAUUUCAGCCUGUUUUGGUGGGAUGGAGUUUUGGCCUUCAAUGGUGACAUCACCAUGUGGUAAAUUAGUUAAUAGACCAAUAAGAAAGAGAGUUCCAAACCUCUCUGCCAAUAACAGCAAAUCUUCAUUUUUCCCCUCCCCAUUCAGACCACUCCCAGACAGUCCUAGCAAAAUUGCCCUUUGCCAAGAAGCUAUUGUUGUUUCUUUUUGACCAUUUUAAGGUACUUUACUGUUACCCAGAAAUGAUUUAAUAUUGAGAUAAAAUGGCUGCAUUGGACCUUUAAGAGAUGGUUUCCAUAAGGCCAUGAAUGAAAUAGGGAAAUGAGAACAGUCUACACCAUCACAAGACAAUGGCUGGUGAAAUAGGAAGUGUUGAAGCUAACCAUCAGGCCUCAGAUCACAUGUCAGGGCCUUUACAGCACUAGCCUUUAUCAGGACGACUGGAUCUUUGAAAUAUAGAGGGAGUGUUGAAAUUGCAUGGUCACAAAUAGACACAACAUUGAAUAAAACAUUUGAAAGGGGAUUUUCUGUUUUGAUCAGUAAUAAUAGCUAUCCCUCAUUUGGUGUGGAUAUGGAUUAUUUAGUCAUGUUAUUGGGGUCUGAGUCAUGGACUCAUGGACUUUAGAGUCAUUCUUAGAGUCUGUGGCUCACCAGUUUAUUGGCCUACAGUUUACCAGUAAGCACAAACAGUAUAUGAGCUGGUCUAUUGGUAUAGUGUCUAUAAUCAAAAAGUAUCGGUCUAAUGUAGGCUCAACCAAAGAUGAAAGAAAAUACAUGAAAACAGAUGCACUUUUAAAGUCCUCACUCAAUUAUUACUAUCAUCUAUACAGGUGAGUGAGGUUUCGUUUAAGUUAGAGUCUCCCUCAUGUCUCUUUCCACAUGGCGACAACAGCAGCAGCCGCAACACAUAGAGGAAGUGGAAGGUGUUUUGGUCGGGGCCGCCAUGACGCUGCUUCCUGUCCCCAUGACUGAGUUAGAGUUUCCAUCGCUCCAGUUAAAAGAGCCAGAGGGUGUGCUGUGUCUCUUUAGUCAGUCUGUCUGUCCAUCCGUGCGUUUGGUUCGUUCCUCUUUCACUGUGGAUUAGUAACUCCCGUGCUGUUGUUUUGCCUGCAGCUCGCCUGAGGUGAAAGAACGCUGGUUGGAUACUCUUCACAGGUAAGCACUACUAUGAACUCAUACAUAAUAUAAAUGCCACUUGAUUGAGCCAUAAAGGGUAAGCUGGGUUACUGGGUUAUACUGUAUGAAGAUAGUCAGUAUGUUAAUAACUUGCAGUAUCAAGGGGACUGUACUGUUAAUGUCAUUCAAUUAGAUAUAAUAUAAUUAUUGAAGGGUUAUGAACAGAAUUAGUUUUAAAAGGUAGUAUAAGCAUACCUGUGAUGGAGAUAGGAACUGUAUUUAGUGAGUAUUACAAUAUUCUUCAUGAUGUCAGAACUUAUAGUUCAAUAUAGUAUAUAGUUCAAAUAUUUUUUUCUGUCAUGCAAUUGUUAAUGGUUAGCAUUAUUUUCACUCAUAUUCAAAUUAAGAUUUGAUCAUAUUCAGAAUAUCCAUCUGAUCCUCAUUUAAAACUUGACACACCCCACAACACACACACACAUACACACACACACACACACAUACACACAAACACACCCUUUUGACACAUACAGAGAGUGGUUGUGUAGAGACCACAUGUACAACGACAUCCAUCUAACUAGGGAGUAGUCAAUCUUGACUAUGGCUCGCGAGAAUAACUAGGGACUGACUGGAGAUCAGUGAAAUAUUUGUAUAUACGCAUACUGUAUAUAUUUUAUGUAUGUGUUUUCCUCAUUCCAGGAAAAUUAAAGUAGCAAAAGAGAGAGCAGGUUCUACCACACCACCCCCAAGUGUCCUGAUGAAGGUGCUGAGCGGCAGUAUCACAGUAAGUCUAUCGCUUAGGGCCCGUCCUAAAUGGCAAUCUAUUUCCCCAUACAGUGCACUACUUUUGACUGGGGCCCAUAGGGCGCUUGUUGAAAGUAGUGCACUAUAGGGAACAGAAUGCCAUUUGGGAUGCAGAUUUAGCCUACUCUCCAGUGUUGUGCUAAAUGUACAGAAACAGCUAUCAGAAAAGCUGUGACCUUUAUAACCAUAGUGCAUACUUUGUAGACUAUAGUCAUAAUCCCUGAUACCUCACCCAGAUUCUUGUUACCAAAUGCGGUGAUGGCAGAUACUGUAGAAAAGAUGGUUAUACUUUCACCUGUGUCCAGCCAGUCAUUGGAUAUCAAGAUACCAUUGUAUUGCACCAUAUACAGCCAAUUUAGAGCAUUGACUCGCAUUAUAUCUCUUGCUCUCAUGUUGAUGGGUCUUCUGGCUCUGAAGAGACAUAUUACCUCUAUAAAGGGCCGUUAUCAAUAAGGACAGAGCAUCGGACAUUCAUAGAAAGGCGCUCAAUGCAGACACACUUUGCAGCACUUUGUCAAAACAUGAUCUUUGGCCAUUCAGGCAUAAUAGGCUUUUGUUUGACACCAUUCAAAUUGUACUUAUAGAAUUAGAAUGAGCAUACAUUGCCUAAUAUAUAAUAUAAUUGCUUCUGGAAGGAGUCACCUUUUAUCUUCAAGAACUUUCAUCUGCACUAUAGAUAAUAAUCUCUCUCUCUCGCUCUCUGUUUCAGGCUAAAACUCUAACAGGAGGUGGCAUGGAGCCUUCUAUCGAGUUUUCGCUUGAUGUGAGUACCGUACAGUACACUUCCUGCUUCUGCUUCUUUCAUCCAUGUGUCAAUUGUUCUGGUUCAACAUGUGUUGGGGAGAAACACCUUGUGUGAGGUUAUAUGAGGCUUAUUUUGAGGGUUAAUGGGGGAAUUCGGACUGCUGCAAUCUGUUGCUCAAAUAGAAGCACUUAUGUAACACAAGUGUAUACAUUGUAACACUUGAUUGAUACUGUACAGUGAUGAUGCUUUUUUAAAGGAGGGUUUGUGUUGUUUCGUUCAAAUGGAGGACCUUGUGUUGUUCUUGAGGGGACAGUGGUUUGAAAGUGGUGGGCUUUUAUGAUGGGUGUUAUUGAGGGGUAAAUUGUUUGGGUGAUUGGGGAGUUUGAGGAGGGAGAGUUGGCGGGUUAGACUAUUACCACCCUGAACCCUCACAUUGAAACAGGAAUGAAAACAGAGGCUGUGGUUUAGGGUGUUGGGGGCACCUCCCCUCCCCUCCCUCCCCUGUCACAUGUUCCUCCUACAUGCUCAUGACUACAUCUCCUGUUUUGCGUUUCCAGAGCGACGCAAAGCUCCUCACCCUGCCCAGAUGUGUAACACAGCCCAUUGGUGAGUUUGAAAAACAACAUCUCUGAACCACAAGGUUGGUUAAGGGCCCACAGUGUGUAUGUGUGUGUGUAUAUGUGUGUGUGCCAACUUAGGCAGAGAAAAAAAGAGGCAGCAUGAAAUGAUUCAAACAGGACACACCAAUGAUUAGUGUGAAUGUCAAUCUAAAACAAGAACAUCAAUUUAUAUCAUAUGCUAAUCUCUCUCACACUCACUCUCUUUCUCAUGAAUGGUAUUGGUAUACUUUAACCCUUAAUACCGCCUUUAUAAUACUGUAUACUAUACCUACACAAAUUGGCUAAACGUUUGGCUUCUUUCGUUACAGAAAAUGGUAGCAACAGUAAGUGGAGCAUCUUGAGGAAGUUGAGGAUAAGCUCCACCCUCACCAGCAUAUCCUCCCAUCCAGACACAGACUCCAAGAGCCAUCUGUUUGGACAGCCUCUCUCCAAGACCUGCCCGGAGGAUGGGACUCUUCCAAAGCCUAUCACAGUACGUCACUGUACCAAAACUAUCUUUGUUCUGUAAUAUCUUUGUUCUGUAAUAUCUUUGUUCUGUAAUAUCUUUAUUCUGUAAUAUCUUUGAAUGUCAGAUUUUCAUCAUUUGUACAAGGUGUGGGGCUGCGGGCAUUGAGUGAGAAAGAAUAGAUUGGCUGUGUGACAUAGCAUUACUCUUAUCAUUUCAUGAACCGAACUGCCGUAAUGAAUCGUAGUGACAGCUAUUGAUUUGAUCUGCACCUCAUUCUACCAAGGUGUUUAGUUCAAAGGGUUUAUUGACUAGGGCACUUGAUCAAUCAGGCCAUUUAAUUGUCACUAAUAAGUGUACUUAGUUACCAAAGCACUUGGUAAUGGUUGCUAAGGACCUGCCUGUCUGCAACCCAACUACAGAUUUAAUCUAUGUGAUGUUCCACUUCCAGCUGACAUGCACAAUGCACCAACUGUCUGUCUCAAUCUGCCCCUGGCCUCCCCCUCACAGAAUCACUCACAUUUAAGCACAUACACACACACACGCAUCCACGCACACACACGUGCGCGCGUGCGCACACACAGCAGGGUGUUUGACUUGUUCAUGCAUUUUCUCAGCCUGGUUUGACCUCUUUUCCUCCCUUGUUCCUCUCUCUCCCCACCAGGAUAUAUUGGUGCUGCUGUGGAAGAAAGGCCCCUCCACAGAGGGUGUGUUCAGGAAGAACGGCAACAAUAAGAACCUGAAGGCCAUCAGGGAGCAGCUCGACAGUGGGACGGAGGUGGAGAUGGAGGCCUUGCCCGUGGUUCUCCUGGUGGGACUACUCAAGGUAAAGAAUCAUCCAUCUGUUCACUCAUUUGUCCUUUCCUUUUCUCUAUUCGUCCAUCUGCCAUCCACCCGGAGCAGGGAGAAGGAGCUCUAUGACCUCCAAUUAGACCUCUUAUUUUUAGCGCGUUAGUACCUCUCGCUACCUAUCAGCAGUCCUACACUAUAUUGUGUUCUAACCCUCGACACCUUCCCUACUAAUUGCAGAGUUUUCUGACGGAGCUCCCGGGCAGCCUGUUAGUGUCGGAGAUGUAUGAGACCUGGAUGAAGGCCCUGGAGACUAAGGUCAUCCACCACAGAAGCUUAGAGCUCAAAAGGUAAGCUACCAGCCACUAGCGAGCUUACGCUAGGCUAAAUGUAGCGUUAGCAACUGUACCACCUGUUGAGUCACCCGCAUUUGUGAACUAUUUUACUGUAGUACUUGUGGGGCAUAAUCUUAUAUAAAACUGUAGGCUACAUGAGAGGCCGUAGCCGUAAACGUUAUGCUAAUGUGAGACUAAUGUAGGCGUUUGGUUGAAAACAAAAAAAAACUCAACUUUUCUAUUGAUGUUUAGGUGUUGCAAAGAACAGAUUCAGGGGGCUUUUCAAUUGAGUUUUUCAGAGAGUCAGACAAUGAGGAAGUUGUGCCUCUACCCUCAAUGUGUACGCUUCUUUUUUAGUUUCCUCCCCCUCUCAAAAAGAGAAGCUACAAAAAAAUGUAACGAGCGGCAAACUGAUCUACAUUUUUUCCCUGUUCUUUCUCUCCUUCCUUCCCUUUCCUCUCUCAGGGUGGUAGUCAAGCUACCAGGACCUAACAUCCUCCUGCUGAGGAACAUUCUGUGUGUGCUCCACCACAUCACGAAGAGCGCGGAUACCAACAAGAUGGACGCCAAUAACUUGGCAUUGUGCAUUGCACCCACUCUGCUGCAGAAGGACAUCAUGUCCUUAGAUGUGCAGACCGCGAAGAAGGUGAGAAUCCGGUUCUGACUGGACUCUUUGAAGCUGCCAGUGUAGUUUUCAUGUCCGGAAAACAACAGUGUGUUUGUGUGUCUGUGUGUAGGCCUAUAGUUUCGCAAUAACUUUAUCCUACUAUAGUCUGCGCUGAAACAGGACUGAGUUGUUCAUCGAAAGGAAAGCCAAUUCUUUACACUUUAAAACAAUGUUACUUUCAAUCACUCAACCAUUGUUCAAAGUAACGUUAACCUUUUGUGUUCUUUGUGAUGUUUCCUUUAGGUGACAGAGCUGACAAAGUUCCUGAUCGAGCAUUGCUGUGAGAUCUUUGGAGAGGACGUCCUGAGCCUUUUGGGAGAUCCCGAUGAGGAUAACUCAGGUAAGUGAACUGGGCUGCUUUAGGCGCCAUUCUCUGCAAUGCUACACGUUCUUUCACAGAAAAGAAGAACAUUCUGUGAACACAGAUUUCUGGGAACAUGUUUCAAAAAGCUUGAAAUAAAAUAGAACAAUGGGAAUAGGAAUCAUACAUUGUAAACUGCAACUGAUCAAUGUUCCAUCUCUUUCUCCUCAGAUUCCGUGUUAUCACAGCAGCACGACUCUGCGUAUGACAGCACAGACGCAGACGCUGAGGGGGACAGCGUGGGGUCCACGCAAGUAGAGGGUGAGGGGGAAAGGGGCGGCUCGUCCCCAUCUCUCCUCUCUGCGUGCGGGAUGCAAUGCGGCGCUAUCCCCUCCUGCCCCUCCAACGCCAUCUUCCACACCUUCACCAACAAGAAGCUCUUCAACCGCCGCUGCUCAGAGCCAAUCAUCUUCCCCUCUGCUGAGAAGAGAAGCCUGAUUGGCCUGGCCCGUAGUCACGACGACUUCUCUGUGGAGUGGCGGGACUUUGAGGAGCAUCCACUCAAGAAGCAGAUCUCUGAUGACUCCUUCCUGCUCCCAGGGUGUGGUGUUGCUGACACCAGGCAUGCCGCCACGCUGUCCCUCCCCAAACUCGGUGGCAGCCAGACGAUGACUUGGCGGCAGCUUGAACCGUCAUGCCCGUCAUCCUGCUCCCUGGAGAGCGCCGCCUCCAACACAUCGGAGGUCUCCCUGUUUACCAGCUCGCCGCUGACCUCCCCGGCCUGCCAACGCGGGGGCCAGUCCACACGCCAUGCUCCCCUCUCCACCAAGCCUAGGGCAGAGCCCCCAAGGGCGAGCACGAUGGAAGUGGUCGAGCGAUGCACCCAGUCCAUGAAUGUGGACAGGAAAGCCCUGUUGAGGACCAAGAGCCUUGGGGCCUUCGGCUUCGCUUGGGGCAGCCUCAAGAAAGGUGACCUCCAGAAGGAGAAGCCUUUCCCUUUCGGCACCCUCCAGGAAGACUCCCAGAGUGAGGUGGAGGCCCCAGUGGCCGAGGCCCCUCUCAAGCAGAAGCGUCCCCUGUCUGCGGUGGAGGUCUUCCUACAGGUGGACAGCAGACUGCCCUCCCAGCCCCCUUCGUACGAGCAGGCAGUCCAGAGUGCGGCUCAGCCCUCCCCACCGCAUUAUGGCUCCAUGACUGUCAGUGCCGUCGCCGCCACUCUCAGCAGGAAGUCCCGCCCAGCCUCUAUGAACGCAAACUUCCUGUACUCCUGUCCCGUCAAUCAAUACACAGACUGCUUCUCUCAGGGGACAGAUGGUGAUGAUGUCACCACAGCCCAACGGCAUUCGGUCGGGUUCCGCCAGCGAGCGAUGUCUGAGUCCAUGUCGAGAGCACUCCACGAGACCGUGUCACACCAUGACACAGCUUCACGACAUGAGAAUGUGUCACGGAGGUGCAGCCAGCCUGUGUUCGAAGAGUUUUCUUACGCCAAGGAGUCUUACGUUUGAAGGCCUUUUUCAGACAUUAUGUUUCACUUUUUUAACUUUGAAUAUACUCAAAUUAAAAUGUGCAACUGUUAGGUUGGACUUGCUGAGUAGUACUGUUUAGAGUACAAAAUUACGCUAUUUUACCUGAAAAGCUAUUUAUAAAUAGAAUCCUCCUCUAGUUUAUCUAUAGCAAAGCUAUGUAAAUAAUCUGAAUCUGAAUCUGCAGGUAUAGAGGGUAACAAUAUGCUAUUGUUGGUAUUGUUCCCAUUGUUUUACUUUUGUAACAUACUGUAGUGUACAUAAAUGUGUACAUUUGUAAAAAUGUUUUCUUCCCUGUGUCUUUUUGUAUGUCUUGACUCUACAACAUCUGUACUUCCACUACAAUAAAGCACCUU
Messenger RNA from Coregonus sp. 'balchen', 13350 nucleotides. The record is from the annotation of a GenBank genome assembly. NCBI's taxonomy places the organism in Eukaryota, Metazoa, Chordata, Actinopteri, Salmoniformes, Salmonidae.